Paraglomus brasilianum is the source of this 489-nucleotide messenger RNA. The record is from the annotation of a GenBank genome assembly. NCBI's taxonomy places the organism in Eukaryota, Fungi, Glomeromycota, Glomeromycetes, Paraglomerales, Paraglomeraceae.
AUGGCAGAUAUCCAAGAAGCGAAGAAGUUUGUUGAACUACUCAUUGCUCGCUUUCACAAAUCAUGCGAUACAAUUGAUCGUGAUGUUGAAGAAUGGUACAAUGACCAACGCCAAGACGACGUUGCUUACUUUAAUCUCAUCUCCACUCAUCCGUCACUUGAACAUCGUGAAAUAGCGUUAGCUACAUUGUAUAAACAUGGAUUUGGUACAUCCCAAAGUACUGCAAAAGCAGUUGAACUGUAUGAGAAAGCUAGUCAAUCUGGAGACGUAUAUGGAGACUGUGAGUUGGCGCGAUAUUACAGAGAGAAGGAAGAUGGAGAAGAUAGUGCAAAGCGUGCGUUGGAAUAUGCUAAAAAGGCAGCCGAUGGCAAUGUGGCCGAGUUGUUCAUUGAAAAGGCGCUGCUAUGGUAUGGCAUUGCUGCCGAUAAGGGGAACGUGCAAGCUCGUAUACGGCUGGAUGAAUAUUCCAAGAUAAUGGCGAAAUGGUAA